Messenger RNA from Aspergillus heteromorphus CBS 117.55, 1026 nucleotides. RefSeq lists its product as uncharacterized. NCBI's taxonomy places the organism in Eukaryota, Fungi, Ascomycota, Eurotiomycetes, Eurotiales, Aspergillaceae. The coding region runs from base 1 to 1026 and encodes 341 amino acids. The transcript has 2 exons. Gene Ontology annotation, biological process: carbohydrate metabolic process. Gene Ontology annotation, cellular component: extracellular region. The record is from RefSeq and is a predicted model, not a curated record. Gene Ontology annotation, molecular function: cellulose binding.
AUGCGUCACACUCAGUCUGCCUCCCUCCUGGCGGCCCUGCUGUCGGCCACCACCCAGGUGGCGGCCCACGGGCACGUCACCAACCUGGUGGUGGACGGCGUCUACUACGAGGGCUUCGACAUCAACGUGUUCCCCUACGAGACCGACCCCCCGAAGGUGGCGGCGUGGACGACCCCCAACACGGGCAACGGCUUCAUCUCGCCCGACGAGUACCGCAACCCCAACAUCAUCUGCCACGAGAACGCGACCAACGCGCAGGCGCACGUCGUGGUGGGGGCGGGCGAGAAGGUCAACGUGCAGUGGACGGCGUGGCCGUCGUCGCACCACGGGCCUGUGCUGGACUACCUGGCGCGCUGCUCAGGCAGCUGCGAGACGGCCGACAAGACCGAGCUGGAGUUCUUCAAGAUCGACGGCGUCGGGCUGAUCAGCGACUCCGAGGUGCCGGGCACCUGGGGAACCGACCAGCUGAUCGCCAACAACAACAGCUGGAUGGUCGAGAUCCCCCCGACCAUCGCGCCGGGCAACUACGUGCUGCGCCACGAGCUGAUUGCCCUGCACGGCGCCGAGGAGACUGACGGCGCCCAGAACUACCCCCAGUGCUUCAACCUGCAGGUCACCGGCACCGGCACCGCCACGCCCUCGGGGGUGCUGGGCACCGAGCUGUACACCUCCACCGAGGCCGGCAUCCUGGUGAACAUCUACUCCUCGCUGGCCACCUACACCGUGCCCGGGCCCAGCCUCUACAGCGGGGCUGUCUCCAUCACCCAGACCACCUCGGCGAUCACCUCGACGGGCACCGCCGUUGUGGGCAGCGCCAGCGGGGUGGCCAGCGGGCCCGAGGUGCCUGCCUCAACCAUCACCCCGGCCCCGGCCUACACCGCCGCCACGGCGGGCUCGUCCAGCGGCACGCAGUCGCUGUACGGCCAGUGCGGCGGCAUCAACUACUCCGGGGCGUCGGCCUGCGCGUCCGGUUCGUCUUGCCACAGCUACAACCCUUACUACUACCAGUGCAUUGCUAGCGCUUAG